Messenger RNA from Diabrotica virgifera virgifera (western corn rootworm), 926 nucleotides. Its product is annotated as nematocyst expressed protein 4-like. The transcript has 2 exons. The record is from RefSeq and is a predicted model, not a curated record. Bases 55 to 441 code for a protein of 128 amino acids. Lineage: Eukaryota; Metazoa; Arthropoda; Insecta; Coleoptera; Chrysomelidae.
ACCAGCAGCAUCAUCCAGCAUUGUGGGCAAGUUUGUCUCGAUAACACAGUCACAAUGGUUCGUGCGAUGCAUAUUCUUGCAACGUUGCUUGCUCUACAAUUCAGUUAUGGAAAUCCCCAACCUGGAUAUCCUGUUCAUCCUCAUUUUCCACCUAAAGAUUGUGAACCGUAUCCAGUACCCUGUCCUUACCCAAUACCUGAACCGGUUUGUGAAAUUCCUGUAAUACCACCACCACACUACCCUCAUCCAAUACCUGAACCAGUGUGUGAAAUUCCGGUAAUACCACCACCACACUGUCCUUAUCCAAUUCCUGAACCAGCAUGCGAAAUUCCUGUACUACCACUACCUCACUACCCUUAUCCAAUACCCGGACCAGCAUGUGAAGUUCCUGUGAUACCACUACCACAUUACCCUCAUCCAAUACCUGAUCCAGUCUGUUAAAUUCCUGUAAUACCAUCAUCACACUAUCCUCACCCAAUACCCGAACCGGCAUAUGAAAUUCCUCUAAUACCACCACCACACUACCCUCAUCCAAUACCCGAACCAGUAUGUGAAAUUCGUGUAAUACCACUACCACCAUAUGGUCCACUCCAACCACAUCUACCACAUGCAGGACCAUUACAUCCGAUUUACUAGUCGAGAAUUUGUUGGAAAAAGGACCUUUAAAUAAUGAACUCAUAUUUUUUGCCGAAGAAAUUGAAAUACUAUCACCUAAAUUUUCAGCUGCUGGAUUCCUUCAGAUCAAUAGAACCAUUUUGUCUGUGAUCUUUUCAUCACUUGUGGCUUAUUUUAUUAUAAUUAUCCAGUUUAAUUCUGCAUUCUAAGCUGUGUAAGGUAUUAGGAAAUAAUGUUUAGGUGGCAUAAGUAGGUAUCAUGGCUUAUAUUUUAUUGAAUAUGUAUUAAAUAUAAUGAUUAACAAAAAAUAA